Molecule: messenger RNA, 6692 nt
Organism: Synchiropus splendidus (mandarinfish)
Lineage: Eukaryota; Metazoa; Chordata; Actinopteri; Syngnathiformes; Callionymidae
Product: period circadian protein homolog 2-like
Exons: 22
Coding region: 263-4708 (1481 amino acids)
Biological process (GO): negative regulation of transcription by RNA polymerase II; entrainment of circadian clock by photoperiod; circadian regulation of gene expression
Cellular component (GO): cytoplasm; nucleus
Molecular function (GO): transcription corepressor binding; transcription cis-regulatory region binding
Source: RefSeq, a predicted model, not a curated record
GGGAGGAACCCUCGAUUCACUGUGUCAAGCCGUCUGCGGUCCUACUCCCAUUGAGAUACACUGUGAUGGUUUCACUCAUUUAACUCGCCGCUCGGACUUUCUUUUGCUCGACAGCGAAGACGACGGGGACAGGGGAUUUAUUUUACCUGCACAGAGUCUCUGUCCAGGUGGUUGAUCUUCAUAUGCGCUUCAGUGCCUUACACUUGGCCUUGCCAUGUGGAGGGUGACUUGAUUAGCUCCUCUUUACAGACCUGGUCAUUCCAUGUCUGAGGACAGUAACCCAAUUCACUACCUGUACUCCAACCUGCAUAGCCGUGAGCGGCCUCGUGAGAGGGUUGGCUUCCAGGUGACUGAAGGGGAUAGCCCCAUCAGCCAGCUUCACCGUAUGGCCAGCAGUUACAAUGAGGACUGUGGCGGCCGGGAUGGCGUCGAGUUGGAACCAGAAUUAGGGCUGGCUUCUGAAGGGAGCGAUAGUAGCCAUGAGCCCCCUGCCUCGCCCGGCUCCCCGCAUGAAGAACGGAAGCGUGCACGUCCACCUUUACAUGAAGACGUGGAGAUGGGAGGCAGUGGCUCAAGUGGGAGUGGGACGGAGUCUCACGGCAACGAGUCUCAUGGAAAUGAGUCCCAUGGCAAUGAGUCUGUUGGCAGCUCAAAUGGCAAUGGCAAAGAUUCAGCUCUCUUGGAGUCGUCCGGCAGCAACAAGAGCUCCAACUCCCACAGCCCAUCCCCACCAAGCAGCUCCAAUGCAUUCAGUUUGUUGAGUUCUGAGCAGGACAACCCUUCGACAAGCGGCUGCAGCAGCGAACAGUCCGCCAAAGCGAAGACACAGAAGGAGCUCUUCAAGACCCUCAAGGAGCUCAAGAUGCACUUACCGUCGGAAAAAAGGAGCAAGGGCAAGUCCAGCACGGUCAACACCCUGAAAUAUGCCCUGCGAUGUGUCAAGCAGGUGAAAGCCAAUGAGGAGUAUUAUCAAAUGCUGAUGAUCAACGACAGUCAGCCUCCUGGUUUUGAUGUCUCAUCUUACACCAUCGAGGAAAUCAACAGCAUCACCUCCGAAUACACACUCAAAAAUACAGAUAUAUUUGCUGUUGCUGUCUCGCUCAUCACUGGAAAGAUUGUUUACAUCUCAGACCAAGCAGCAACCAUCUUGAAUUGCAAGCGGGAGGUGUUCAACAACGCCAAGUUUGUUGAGUUCUUGACCCCUCAAGAUGUCAGCGUGUUUUACAGCUUCACAACUCCAUACCGCCUGCCCUCCUGGAGCAUGUGCACCAGCGCAGAGUCAUCACCCACGGAGUGCAUGCAGGAGAAAUCCUUCUUUUGCCGCAUCAGUGGUGGGAAGGAGCGUGAGGGCGAUCUGCAGUACUAUCCUUUCCGGAUGACCCCAUAUCUGAUGAAAGUCCAGGAUGCCGAGUUGUCCGAAGAACAGUUCUGCUGCCUCCUACUGGCCGAAAGGGUGCACUCCGGAUAUGAAGCACCCAGAAUCCCCCCUGAUAAGCGAAUCUUCACAACCACACACACUCCCAAUUGUGUGUUCCAGGAUGUGGAUGAGAGGGCUGUCCCUCUGCUGGGCUACCUCCCACAGGAUUUAAUUGGGACUCCAGUGCUACUCAAUCUGCACCCAAGCGAUCGGCCCAUAAUGCUCGCUGUGCAUCGAAAAAUCCUGCAGUAUGUUGGUCAGCCGUUCGACCAUUCCUCUAUCCGCUUCUGCGCAAGAAACGGCGAAUACAUCACCAUCGACACGAGCUGGUCCAGUUUCGUAAACCCCUGGAGCCGGAAAGUCUCUUUUGUCAUUGGCCGACACAAAGUUCGAAUGGGUCCUGUGAACGAGGACGUUUUUGCCGCACCAGCGUACCAUGGAGGCAAGAUGAUGGAUUCCGACAUCCAGGAAAUCAGUGAACAGAUCCACCGACUGCUACUCCAACCGGUCCACAACAUGGGUUCCAGUGGUUACGGUAGCCAUGGCAGCAAUGGUUCCCAUGAACAGAUGUUGAGCAUCAGCUCAUCUAGCGAAAGCAAUGGCAACGCCAUAGUGAGUAACAUGGCAGAGGAUACGGGCAAGUCCAAACCUUCAAGGACUUUCCAGGAGAUCUGUAAAGGGGUUCAUAUGCUUAAGAACCAAGACUCUCAGGUCAGCUUGCGGUCUCCACCUGCUUCUCCACUGCCAUCACCCUCAAAACCAGAGCAGCGGCGAACAACCGAUGCUCAGAAAAGUUCUCUGGUGCGUCUGAAAGAGUCUGCAGCCUCUCCUCAGGCCAGAGAUGGCACUGCUGCCUGUACUGAAGACUUCACUUGCAAAGACCAGACUGUCUGCUCUUACCAGCAGAUUAGUUGCCUUGACAGUGUGAUAAGGUACUUAGAAAGUUGUAACAUCCCCAUCACGGUGAAACGGAAGUACCAGUUCUCAUCUAACACGACGUCAUCAAACUCUGACGAUGACAAGAAGCGAACGGAGGAUGGACUUCAAGUAGAUCCCAGUGGAACCACAGAUUCUAUGAUGCUCGAUGGUCAACAAGGAAUGUCGACCAUGAAAGCGCCUAAGAAACCUGCAGCAGGGGAUUCUGCUGUGGUGGGAGGCCCCAUGGCCCCCCUGACCCUCCACAGCAAAGCUGAGAGCGUUGUGUCCAUCACCUCCCAGUGCAGCUAUAGUAGUACCAUAGUCCAUGUGGGAGACAAGAAACCACAGCCUGAAUCUGAAAUCAUAGAGGAUGUGGCUGAGAGCCCUGCACCUCCAGCUCAGCCUGUCAGUGUGGUGUCGCCACCGAGCCAGGAGAAGGAGGCCUACAAGCGACUGGGACUUACCAAGCAAGUGCUUGCGGCACACACGCAAAAAGAAGAACAGGCUUUCCUCAUCCGAUGCAGGGUUCUGAAAAACACCCGGUCCUUCCAGAAGGACUACUCCACAUAUCUGCACAAGCAAAGAGGCUCUGCUCAUGCAGAAGAGCCACCUGGGAACCGUGGAGCCUCCAAGCUAGGCAACCCCCGACCUGAGACUGCUGCCAAGAAAGGCAACCGCAAUAGGAAGUCCAAGAAGCCUCGCAUCAAGCAUCCUGAUUCGUCAGAUAGUGCUGUGUCGAACCGCAAACCUCGACCUCCCCUUCAGGGUCUCAACCAAACAUCAUGGUCUCCCUCAGAAGCGUCCAUGUCCGCGUUUAAUGCGUCCUACCCUGCCAUUGUGCCUGCAUACCCUCUGUACCCUCCUGCAUCUGCUGCCCCAGGGCAAGUCCCCCGCCAAGACACUUCUCAGUCGACUGGAUUUGUGGAAGGACAGAGCACCCAAGCUCCUCCCACGGCCACUGCGUUCCCUCCACCAAUUGUUACACCUGUGGUGGCACUGGUGUUGCCGAAUUACAUGUUUCCACAGAUAGGGCAAAUGGGACAACUCGGGGCUGCUCCCAGACCAGCAUUUUAUGCUGAGCAGACCCAGGCACAGCCAGCCUUCACUAGCCAGCAGCCGUUCCAGCCCCCACAGACGACGUACACCAUGCAGACACAAGCUGCCUUCACAAGCCAGCAGAUGUUCCCGGUGCAGACAGCAUUCCCGCCACAGCAGCCUUUCCAGGCUGCACCUACUGCCUACACUCCCCACCAGUCCUUCACCAGCCAGCCGUCUUUCCCAGUUCAGACUCAGUUCGUGGCUCAAGCCCCAUACGCAGCUCAGCCCUUUCCGUACACCUUAAACACAGAGCCUCCGAAAUCGGUGACUGUGGAACAUCGAGAAGGGGCGUCGCGCUCCUCCACCCCUGCAUCAGGUGCACGGGAACCUGCAACAUCGCCGACGCUGUUUGAGUCACGCUGCAGCUCACCUUUGCAGCUGAAUCUGCUGAGUAUGGAGGAGGGGCAGCGUUCUGUGGAGCGGCAGGACAGCACACUGCUGGUAUCUGCCACUCAAGCCAGUGGUAUUGGGGUUUCAGGAGGAGUAGGAGAGAAGAACACUGGAGUUCCAGCCAAGUCUGAGAAUCAUCCGCAGGUGGAGUCUCCGGGUGACACUGCUCACAGUGAUGGUAACUCCUCGUGCUCAGACCUGCUGGACAUUCUGCUGCAGGAGGAUUCUCACUCCGGCACUGGAUCCGCCACCUCCGGCUCUACGGGUUCAGGCUCAGGAUCAGGUUCAGGGUCAGGCUCUGGCUGCAACGGCUGUGGGACAUCAGGGAGUGGAGCGUCAGGCAGCAGGACAGGGAGCAGCAACACUAGCAAAUAUUUUGGGAGUGUGGAUUCGCUCGACCCUGACCCCAAGAGCAAGGUCAAAACAAGGGGUGGAGGAGAGUCAGAUGGAGGUCAGUCGCAGGCCAAAAUCUCCAGCAAAGGAGAUGAGGAGCAUUUCAAGUACGUGCUGCAGGAGCCUCUCUGGCUGCUGAUGGCCAACGCUGAUGACAAGGUCAUGAUGACAUAUCAGAUGCCAUCCAGGGACAUCCAGAAGGUUCUUAGAGAAGACAAGGAGAGGUUGAGGCAGAUGCAGAAGAGCCAGCCCCACUUUUCGUCAGAUCAGAGGAGAGAGCUGCUUGAAGAACAUCCCUGGAUGAGGAGAGGAGGUCUGCCGUCUGCCAUCAAUGUGAAGGAGUGCGUAUAUUGUGAGGAUGCAGCGGCGCCCCCUCUGGAGGAGGACCUGCCUGACAUGGACAUGGGUGAACUCGGCGAGGAAGGGAACCAAGAGCAGCAGAGCGCGAUACCAUCAGAGGACUUGGCCCCUAAAGAAGGCUCAGUCUCCUGAGUGUCUCCGAUCACCAAACUGGGGAUAUACUUGACCUGUCAAUGACCCUCGAAAUGCACACUGACAAUCUGACACGUUGUGGAUAUGUAUGAAAAGGAGCCCUGCCACAUUCACCGAAAAACACCGACACGCAAGAUGAACUCAAGGCGAACUUGCAUGUGUGUCUGAUGAACUGAUGCUGUCUAUACUAUAUGUGGCCACACGAGGGCGAUGUUUCUCAACGGGAACCACAAGUUAUUGAUUACAUUUGCCAGCAUUUUUUACACGUACACACUUUCAGAUAUAUUGUGGACCUACGUUGUGUGUUUGGUGACGCUUGGCCUCCAAGAUACAUCUUUUAUUUCUAUUAAAUUAUAUUUUUCGUCUUGCUGUCUGAGGCAAGGUGCAAUGGAAGCUUUCAGGACAAAGAACAGGUUUUAUUCAAUUGACCAGCCAGAUAUCAUUAGUUCAUUUAUCAACACAACAGGCAUUACUGACUGUGUGUUCUCUGGCACAACCACAGGACCUCAGAGGUGGAACACCUUAGGUCCCAAUGAGGCGACUGUGUUGCCCUCUGUUCUUUUAUUCCACUAUUGCUGAGGCACACGCUGAGUGGGAGGGACAAUCCAGUGCACAGCGACAGUCAUGGUUGUAGUAAGCUUAUUUAUUUCACAGAAGAGGAAUAAAUCCAGAACAGAUCAUCUUCAGCGAAAGCCAAAUCAGCUGAUCUCAGAGGUAGGAUUCACUAGAUUCCUUCAACACAGCGACAGUCACUUUAAGGUGAGAUGACAACCUGUGUGGAGUGUGGAUGGUGGGAGUCAUCACGGGGAAGUCAAAUCAGCCAAACUUGUGAAAAGGCGUCAUUUCCAGCGGUGUAUUUUCUAGAGAUGUCCCAAUGUGUGAUAGUUGGUGAUUUUGAUGUGAUGCAGCUUUAUCCUGAAAUGUACUUUUUGAUCAAAUUAUUUUUGGUCUUUUUUAUGAACAACCACAGCUGUCACUAUUUAAAGUAUGUAUGAGCACUUGAGUGCUUGACACAGUCCAGUCAUCAGAGCCUCUGGCACGUCAGCACAAAUGUCCAGAUCUCAUCUGAAACAGAAGUCCGAGCUUGGAAAUCCCCUGAAUUGAGAGAACAACAGUGCAGCGUUCGAAAUGUAGCUCACCAGGGAGCCGUGUGGCCUUAGUAAUGGUCUGUUAGAAGCUUGACUACACAAGCAAAGGCAACAUUCUUCCAUGACACGUGUCAUGGAAAUGGCCCUGUCCCCUGGUCAGAAAGGAUUCUGGACUGUGGUUCCCCUGCAGAGCAAUGUAGAAGAGACAUGAAUGUAACAGAAUGGACCAAGAGCAUCUCACUGGCUUCAUGGGUUUCAUUGUUUUAUUGUUGUUUUAUCUGACCUUUUAUAUUCUAUUUUUCUUUUUUUAAAGCUUUUGUGUGUCUUCGGGGAUGGACCCUACCUCUUACAAAUCCCAGGUUACUGUGAGAAUCCACUAGGUGUUUGUGUGCAGAAAGAGCAGCCCGAUACUUGAGUGAUUCCGGUCAGUUGCGAGGUGGUGCGCCGCCUUGUACUGACAGAGCUUUUGGUGGCUCCUGGUCACCGCCUUAGGCAUCUGCUGUUUGUCAUCUGUCUGUUUCUUGUCCAAAAUACCCCACAGGGGCUGCUCUGUAGCCCACCAGUGUGGCAGUCAAAAGUUCACGUUUGACACGUUGGGAAAGAAAUGCUGCAAGCAAAUCCUUUUAUAUUCAAAGCCUUAUUCCUGAUCUUGCAAGGCCUCAAAACGAAGGGUUUUACACUUGAGUGACACACUGGUGGUCAAUGAGACAACCAUUGCCCCUCUGUGCCGUGAAGGUGUGGACACGGUACGGCACGUCGUGUUGUGCCUCGUCACAGUCAUGUAACAGCUGUAUGAAUCUGCGAUGCGCUCAGCAGAAAGUGUAUGUUCAUUUUUGUAGGUAAGAUCUGUGUUUGAUGAAUAAAAUAUAUUGACCUUUUCCUUCCUCUGCUUUCAC